Ilex paraguariensis (yerba mate) is the source of this 2302-nucleotide messenger RNA. The record is from the annotation of a GenBank genome assembly. NCBI's taxonomy places the organism in Eukaryota, Viridiplantae, Streptophyta, Magnoliopsida, Aquifoliales, Aquifoliaceae.
AUGGUACACCUUAAUAUGCAGAUUGUUGGUAGCAUUUCUGCCGUGUCAUCAUCUCUUCAUGUUGGAAAGGCGGGGCCAAUGGUCCAUACCAGUGCAUGCAUUGCAGCAUUAAUGGGUCAAGGUGGGUCAAAAAAGUAUUUGUUAACAUGGAAAUGGUUACGGUUUUUCAAGAACGAUCGAGACCGGCGGGAUCUUGUAACAUGUGGCUCAGCGGCUGGAAUUGCUGCUGCUUUUCGUGCUCCAGUUGGUGGUGUGUUGUUUGCUCUUGAAGAAAUGGCAUCUUGGUGGAGAAGUGCCCUUUUGUGGAGAGCUUUCUUCACAACAGCUAUUGUUGCAAUAGUUCUCCGGGCUUUGAUUGAUGUCUGUUGGAGAGGCCAGUGUGGACUAUUUGGUACUGGGGGUCUGAUAAUGUAUGAUGUCACCUCAGUAGAUGUUGCCUAUCACCUCAGGGAUGUGCCUUCUGUUAUUAUUCUUGGAGUUAUAGGGGGCAUAUUGGGAAGUGUAUACAAUUUUAUUUUACAUAAAGUUCUCCGAAUUUACAAUCUAAUUAAUGAGAAAGGCACUGCUUACAAAAUACUUCUUGCCUGUUCCAUCUCCAUUUUCACAUCCUGUCUUCUAUUUGGAUUACCAUGGCUUGCACCUUGCCUACCUUGCCCACUUGAUGCAACAGAGCCGUGCCCAACGAUUGGUCGGUCUGGUAACUACAAGAAAUUUCAAUGCCCUCCUGGUCAGUACAACGAUCUUGCCAGCCUCUUUUUCAAUACAAAUGAUGAUGCAAUCAAAAACCUAUUCAGCAAGGACACCGACUCUGAGUUCCACCACACAUCAAUGCUCAUAUUCUUUGUCACCUGCUUUUUUCUCAGUAUUUUUAGUUAUGGGAUUGUGGCGCCUGCGGGUCUCUUUGUACCUGUAAUUUUGACAGGUGCAUCUUAUGGACGUUUUGUUGGAAUGCUAGUUAGUUCCGGGUCAAAUCUUAACCAUGGCCUGUAUGCCGUCCUUGGUUCUGCUUCUCUUCUUGGUGGGUCUAUGAGGAUGACAGUUUCCUUGUGUGUUAUUAUCCUAGAGUUGACCAAUAACCUAUUAUUGCUACCCCUAAUAAUGCUAGUUCUUCUUGUCUCCAAGACUGUAGCUGAUGCCUUUAAUGGGAAUAUUUAUGACAUUAUAAUGAAGUUGAAGGGUUUUCCCUACCUGGAAGCUCAUGCGGAGCCAUACAUGAGGCAGCUGAUGGUUGGUGAUGUAGUCACAGGCCCACUUCAGGUCUUUCAUGGCAUUGAGAAGGUUGGUACCAUAGUACAUGUUCUCAGAACUACUGGACAUAAUGGUUUUCCUGUGAUAGCUGAGCCUCCACUUUCAGAAUCCCCAGUUUUGUUUGGUUUGAUCCUCCGUGCGCAUCUUAUCACGUUGCUGAAGACGAAAGCUUUUUUGCAUGCACCAGAGCCAAUUGAUGUUGAUGCUUUUAAGUAUUUCUCAGCAAAUGAUUUUGCGAAGAAGGGUUUGGGUCAAGAUGACAAAAUUCAAGAUAUAGAACUUACUGAGGAAGAGAUGGAGAUGUUCAUUGAUUUGCAUCCUUUCACUAAUGCUUCACCAUAUACUGUUGUGGAGACAAUGUCACUAGCAAAGGCUCUCAUACUUUUCCGAGAAGUUGGUUUAAGGCAUCUGCUGGUGAUACCUAAAAUUUCUGGGAGAUUACCUGUCGUCGGUAUAUUGACAAGGCAUGAUUUCAUGCCAGAACAUAUAUUGGGCUUGCACCCUUUCUUGGUGAGGAGCAGGUGGAAAAGAUUGAGAUUCCGGUUUCCCCUUUGGAACAAAAUCUUUUAGGGCAUCUCAUCCAAGCAUCAGAAUUGCUCCUGGUAUAAGUUUGUGGAUGCUUCUUGGCUUCAUAAGGCUAUGGACAGAUCCCAGGAUCGAUAUCAUUAUUCUUUUUCAAUCAUAUUGUGGAAGUCACAGGGCAUUUGGUGAGUCUGACAUCAUGAGAUAAGAUUGUAUUGUGUGAGUGAGUAAGCCGUUGUAUGGGAUAAUCGAUAGCUCUUCCUGAUUUGAGGAGCUGGUAUGGUGAAAUUAGUUGGUUCUAAAUUACGAGAGGCUACCAUUACAGUGACCAAUGGCCAAAAUAAGUUUACUCAAGAUUAUGUACAGCGGUCAUCGGAUAUAGUCUAUUUUGUAUAGACAAAAAUGUAAUACUGCUUACCAUGGCAAAGAUUAUUGCAUGAUUGACCAGAUUACUGUUACAAUGGCUAUUGUCUCCUUAUUUUCAUUGCUAUUACUGUUGACAUUCUGACAUUUAACAUUUAUGAAAUUUUAG